Eufriesea mexicana is the source of this 1071-nucleotide messenger RNA. Its product is annotated as homocysteine S-methyltransferase. NCBI's taxonomy places the organism in Eukaryota, Metazoa, Arthropoda, Insecta, Hymenoptera, Apidae. The record is from RefSeq and is a predicted model, not a curated record. Gene Ontology annotation, biological process: S-methylmethionine cycle. The annotation marks the transcript as partial. Gene Ontology annotation, molecular function: zinc ion binding; S-adenosylmethionine-homocysteine S-methyltransferase activity. The transcript has a single exon.
UAUUAGAUCAUUUUUAAAUUGUACAUGAUAUUUGGUUCGUAACUUAAAUUUUUAAUAGAAGUGGUUAACCUUUGUACACAAAAUACAGUGUUAGGUAUAAUAUUAGAAAACAUGAAUAUUAAGAUUUUAGACGGUGGAUUUGGUGCACAAUUAUCUACCCGUGUCAGUUCAAAAAUUGAUGGUGACCCUUUAUGGGCAUCAAGAUUUUUAGCAACAAAUCCUGAUGCUGUUUAUGCCACACAUUUAGAUUUUCUACGAGCAGGUGCAGAUAUUAUUGAGACAAAUACAUAUCAAGCUUCAGUUUCUGGUUUAAUGAAACAUUUAUCCAUAACAAAGGAAGAAAGUAUAAAUCUGUUACAUGAAGCUGUUAAUAUUGCCAAAAGGGCUGUAAAUGAUUAUGUUAAAGAAAUUAGAGGAAAUAAUGACAUAGAGAACAAAAAUCCUAUGAUUGCUGGUUCUUGUGGGCCAUACGGAGCUAGUUUACAUGAUGGUUCUGAAUAUAAUGGAACUUAUGGAAAAACUACAUCUCGUGAAACCAUGAUUGAAUGGCAUAAAUCACGCAUAAAUGCUUUUGUAGAUGCUGGUAUAGAUUUAUUAGCAUUAGAAACCAUACCUUGUUAUCAAGAAGCAGAAGCAAUAGUUGAACUUUUACGAGAAUAUCCUAAUGUUAAAGCAUGGCUUUCAUUUUCUUGUGAAAGAAAUAGUCAAAAUAUAGUGGACGGAAGUAAUUGGCAAGAAGUUGCUACACGUUGCUAUAAAAUGGCAUUACCAGAGCAAAUAGUUGCCAUUGGUGUAAACUGUGUUGCUCCAAAAGAUGUAACUCCUUUAUUAAAAAAUGUCAAUAAAGGGACAGGAAAUGAAUUUAUACCACUGAUAGCAUAUCCUAAUAGUGGUGAAAUUUAUUCACAAAGUGAAGGGUGGGUGAAAAAUGAAAGUCCUUCAGUUUCAUUUGAAAGUUUUAUUCCUGAAUGGCUAGAAUUUGGAAUACGAUACCUUGGAGGCUGUUGCAGAAUGUAUGCAGAAAAUAUAAAAUCAAUUAGAGAAGAAGUAAAUAAUUUUAAGAAAAAAAAA